Molecule: messenger RNA, 1359 nt
Organism: Closterium sp. Yama58-4
Lineage: Eukaryota; Viridiplantae; Streptophyta; Zygnematophyceae; Desmidiales; Closteriaceae
Source: the annotation of a GenBank genome assembly
AUGGCUUCGCAAGACACCGUGUCAAGAAAGCUCGUUGUGCUGGGCAUACCGUACAGCAUGGACACGGAGGGCCUCCGCGAAUACAUGGAGAAGUUCGGCGCGCUCGAUGACGUCAUCGUGCUCAAGGAUCGGAGCACCGGGCGGUCUCGAGGGUUCGGAUAUGUCACGUUCAGCCUCCUCGCAGACGCGCAGAGCGUGGCGCAGAUGAAGCACACGCUGGGAGGCCGGCAGCUGGAAGUCAAGACAGCCACGCCCAAGGAGGAGAUGUCCAAGGGCCCCAAGGUGUCGUCCACACGCAUUUUCGUCGCGCGCGUGCCCACCACUGUCACGGAAGACAGAUUCAAGAGGUACUUCGGAGCGUUUGGCAAUGUCACCGACUGCUACAUGCCCAAGGGCCAUGGGUCCAACCCGCAUCGCAACAUAGGCUUUGUGACUUUUGACGACGCAGCGUCGGUGGACAAGGUGCUGGAAGAGCCACGGGAGCUGGAUGGAGCCACACUCGCCAUCGACAGAGCCACGCCUAAGGACGAAGGGCCAAGGGGCGGUGGAGGGGGCUACCGCGGAGCCCCAGCGCGUCCCUUCCGCGCGUACCCCCCGGGGGCCAUGGCGCUGCCCAUGUCGCCCUUCGACUUCAUGCCCCCCAUGGCCGCCUUCGCCUCUGCCUACCCCGCCUACCCCCCCGCCAUGCUCUACGGCGCGCCCAGGGACCCCACCUAUGGCGCGCCUCCCCCUCCUGCUGCUCCGCAGGGGCAUGGGGGGGCGGGUGGACAGGGGUAUGGGGGAGGAGGCGGGGGGAGGGCGGUGCAUCCGACGAAGAUAUUUGUGGGGAAGCUGCCGCAUGACGCCACUGUGGGGGACAUUCGCGAGUACUUCGGGCGGUUUGGACCCGUGGAGGACGUUUACCUGCCCAAGGACUCGGCCAAGGGAGGGCACAGGGGGUUCUGCUUCGUGACGUUCCUAGAGGAGGAGGUGGCAGCCUUCGUUGCCAAGAGGCAGCACGAGAUCUGCGGCCGCACUGUGGCAGUGGAGAGGGCAACGCCACAGGAAGGCGCUCCCCCGCCAGCCCCCUCCUCCGCCGCAUACCUGUCCGCCGCGUACGCGCCUGCCCCCUCCGACCCCUCUCUGGGGGCCUCCUCAGGGCCCAGGAGCCCUGGGGGAGCAGCAGCAGCGGCGGCAGCAGCGCAGGGGUAUUACAUGGCAGCAGCACAGCAGGCGUAUGGGCAGGCGCCUGCUCCUGCUGCCGAGUAUGGGCAAGCCGCGUACAACAGUGCAGCAUACGGUGACCUGGCAGGCCCACCGGGAACCUUGCCUGCUGACAGGGGUGCCUCCAGGGGUGACCUGCGCUACCGCCCCUACUGA